Messenger RNA from Naegleria lovaniensis, 2658 nucleotides. RefSeq lists its product as uncharacterized. Gene Ontology annotation, molecular function: monoatomic cation transmembrane transporter activity. Gene Ontology annotation, cellular component: plasma membrane. The transcript has a single exon. The record is from RefSeq and is a predicted model, not a curated record. The coding region runs from base 1 to 2658 and encodes 885 amino acids. Lineage: Eukaryota; Heterolobosea; Eutetramitea; Acrasida; Naegleriidae. Gene Ontology annotation, biological process: transmembrane transport; monoatomic cation transport.
AUGAACAACGAAGCUCCAACAACGACACUGGAGGUUGAAAAUAACACCCAACAACAAGCAACGAACGAAAGUAUUGUACUUCCCGAUGAUCAAGUAAAAUCAUCCGAACUUCAGGUAACAACAGACAUCUCAUCAUCACAAGCACCACCUCCUCAUGCCAUCGCAACAAUUACUACUACCACCUCUUCAAACAAAGAUAACGUAGAAACACCCUGUUCAUUAUCAACACCAACAACUAAACGGGUAAACUUUUCUGAAGAACCUUUCCCAAAUUCUUCUCAACACCAACAACAACAACAACAAAUACAGGCAAACGGAAACAGCCAACAUCAUAAUCAUGUUGAAACCCAUAAACCCACAACAGCCACAGUAGCUACUAGGAAUAAGCAAAUUAAUUUGGAUGAAAUUGUCGACGAUAACACUCACGAAAAGGAGAACAAGCGAGAACGAUUUGCCUCGGUGAUGGACCAAUGUUUUAACUUUUUGUGCGCAUUUGGUUGCAAGAGAGGUCAAAGAGAUUUAGAGACGGGAUCAAUGAAAUCACGAGGACCUUGGCUCUAUAGAAAUUAUGCACCUAUUCAUAUCUUUUAUAUUAUAUUUUGUGGAUUCUUUUUCGGAACGAUUUUCUACAUUUUGGAAUUAUCAAAUCCUAAAACUAACAUUCCGUACAUUGAUGCAUUGGUCAUGAGCUUUGCUAGUGUAUGUCUGUCUGGAUUCUUAACUCAACCCAUCACCAAUAUCACAGUCUCAUCUCAGGUAUGCCUGUUUUUCGCAAUUGUCAGUGGAGGACUGACGCUCACUUGUCUCCCUAUAACGUUACUGAAAAUUCGACGCUGUCGUCUGCGAAUGUUUGCAUUGAGAGAAGCCGAACUUAUCAAACGACAAUUGGAAAAAGAACAACAACAAGAAGGAACCAUGGUCGAAUUGCGAGAAGUUAGCAAUUCCCAAGAGCUAAUCUCAUUAGAAGAUUCAACAACAAACGAAAAACCACUACCGCGCAGUAAUUCAAUACCUCUGCCACCACCAAUCAAACCACUCACUUUGUGGGAAAAUAUUAAGGAUAUUUUUGUUCCCAAUGGAGAUCCUUUCCCUCUCACAGACGUUGAAUGCUCUGCCAUGUGUUGGGUGACCGUGGUCACAGCAAUCUUGGUGUUGGUAAUUGUUGCAAUAGGCUUUUUUAUUCUUGGAGGCGUUUUUGCAACCUACUACAAUGAAGAUAAGUACAUGCACGGAAAAGAUCCCUUCUGGCUUGGACUCUUUAUUGCUGUGAGUGCCUUCAAUAAUUGUGGCCUUACCUUACUUGAUGAAAAUUUGAGCAAUUUUGUUCAUGAUUGGUCCAUAUGCUUCACUGUUGGAGUUUUGGUCAUGCUUGGAAACGUAUUGUUCCCUCUCAUUCUUCGAUACAUUCUCGUACUCAUCUACAAAUGUUCCACAAAGAGAAAGGUGGUUUUCAAGUACAUUCUCGAAAAACAUCACCAUCUGUCUCCAUAUGUGUUCCCUGGACUUCAAACCACCAUCUAUGGCGUUGUUACAUUGCUAUUGUUAGUAUUUGGUAUUGUAGUAACACUUGCAAGUGACUGGAACAGCCCAAGAUUGGUGGGCCAAUCUAUUUCUACGAGAGUUUUGGUUGCAUUUUUCCAUCCCAUGAGUUCUCGAACAGGAGGCUUUAACAGCGUUGAUUUGUUCACACUGUCGUACCCCACCUUGGUAGCGUAUGCUCUCAUGAUGCGUAUCAAACCUCAAAUGGCUUGCAGCUUGCGAGAAAACGCAUACAAGAUUGUUGACAUGGUUCGAUAUUUGAAUGAAGAAGAAAAAUCCGUGGUCGAAACAGCCACACUUUCUACUUUCAACCCAAAACUAGCCCCAAUGGGAAAAAUCAAAUCUACUCACUCAAUUGUUAGCAGUGAUAUUGAUGUUGGAACAGUGAAGGAAUUAGGAAAAGUUGAGGAUGGAAAGAGUUUAAUUUCUGCUGUUGAUCAAAAGGAUGAAGUCAUUUAUAUCAAAUUGCAAAAGGAACCUUCAGAAGAAGAACAAAAAGCUAUGGAGGAAUUGGAAGAAGAAGAGAAAAGUGUCUAUGGAUAUUCUCUGUCAACCAUGAAGCCCUAUCUAAGAUCUUCGAGUUAUUCAUCAGUGGUACCUCCACUUGACAAGGCUACUCUUCCACAAGUUCCAUUUCCUGUCAAGUCUAGAAGAUUUGCAAAAAAGCUCUGGAAUUUGCUGGUUAAAUGCGUAAAAGAUUUUUGGUUUUAUUUGACAACCAUGCUCUCAACAAACAACAUGUGGAUGAUUAUUAUCAUUUUUGCAAUUUCUAUAGCUGAGAAUGACAAAUUGAAGAAUGAUCCAGCACACUAUUCACUAUUUUACAUUCUAUUUGAAGUCAUUAGUGCUUUUGCAAAUUCUGGGCUCACCGUAGGCAUGGAAGGAUCUGCAUUGGCAUAUUGCGCAUUUUGGACAUCAUUCUCCAAAGUAAUGAUUUGCAUUGUCAUGAUUAUGGGAAGACAUCGUGGUUUUUAUGGAACCAUGAUUGACAUGGAAGAAGAGUCCUAUGUUCAAGACUUUUCAAAACAGAGCGAGUUUUUAGAACGAAGAGAAAUUCUCAAACAGUACAAACGAAAGCUCAAAAAAUUGAGGAAAAUGAAGGCCAAGCUCGAACAAUAA